UAGAACGUGACAACAGGAUUGAAUCUGUUGCUGCUGUUGCCUGCAGUACACCUGUUGUGGAUUUGGCCAAAGCGGAACUAUCAGACUGCGGAGAAAUAGUGGAAAAUAACGAAAAGGUACCCGAAGGCAGUUAUUCUCCUAGUCUGCUCUUAUUUGUCUUAUAAAGUUGUAAACCAUGCACUGUUUGAAAAUAUUACGGGUGACCAACGCAGCUGCUGUGCAAAACUUUGUGACGGACGCCGCUAAAAAAGUUAUCAAAAGGGGUUGUUAUAACAGUUUAUUACCGGGUUGUCAUCGUAGCGUUAAAGUUCAUCCGGUACAAUGUUUCAACACAAGUUCUACAGAUCAGCACCGCAUUGGAACAGCCUCAGAUAUGGACCACGUGCUUCCCAAACUGAGCAGUGAUGGAAAGGGUCUGUUCUCAGGAGUUGAAGAUAUGCUCUUCUACACCAUCACAGAUGGUCAGGAACAAGUCCCCGUCUCACACUUUAUCUCUGCUCUGAAGAAAACAGGUCUUAAUGCAUCCGACCCGCGACUGAAGGACUGUAUGGACAAGCUGCAACGCUCUGUAACGGAAUCCUUUCAUGACGUCAUGAUGGACCGGGAACUCUUCCACAAGUGUGUUGGUGGGAACAUAGUGCUUCUGAUCCAGGCCUUCAGAAAGAAGUUUAUCAUCCCUGAGUUUGAUUCCUUUGUAACAAAGAUAGAUCAAAUCUACGACACCGUCCAGAAAAACCAUGACGGACAUGUAGCAGUCUACAUUCCCCACCUGGCCAAGUUCAGUCCUGAUCUCUGGGGUGUGUCUCUGUGUACUGUGGAUGGACAGAGACACUCAGUAGGGGACACCAAGCAGCCCUUCUGCCUCCAGUCGUGUGUGAAGCCUCUGGAGUAUGCUGUGGCCAUCCACGAGGCUGGGACAGAGAAGGUACACCGCUAUGUGGGGAUGGAGCCCAGCGGACUCAAGUUCAACAAGCUCUACCUGGAUGAGGAAGACAAACCCCACAACCCCAUGGUGAAUGCUGGAGCCAUUGUCAUCAGCUCUCUUAUCAAGCCUGGCUCAAACAAGGCAGAGAAGUUUGACUAUGUGAUGGAUUUUAUCAAGAAGAUGGCUGGUCAAGAGUACGUUGGGUUCAGCAAUGCCACGUUCCAGUCUGAAAAAGAAACAGGCGACAGAAAUUUUGCAAUUGGAUACUACCUCAAAGAAAAGAAGUGUUUUCCCCGUGGGGCAGAAAUGAUUGAUGCACUGGACUUCUACUUCCAGCUGUGUUCCAUAGAGGUGACCUGUGAGUCUGGGAGUGUCAUGGCUGCCACGCUGGCCCAUGGGGGCAUCUGCCCAAUCACAGGCGAGCGGGUGCUGAGUGCCGAGGCCGUACGGAAUACCCUGAGUCUCAUGCACUCCUGCGGCAUGUACGACUUCUCUGGGCAGAUGGCCUUCCAUGUGGGCUUGCCUGCUAAGUCUGGGGUGUCUGGAGCAGUUCUGUUGGUGGUCCCCAACGUCAUGGGAGUGAUGUGUUGGUCCCCUCCGUUAGACAAGGUUGGAAACAGUGUCCGGGGAAUACACUUCUGCCAGGAGCUGGUGUCUUCGUUUAACUUCCACAACUAUGACAACCUAAGACACUUUGUCAAGAAGCAGGACCCUCGAAGGCAGGACGGGGAAGAUAGGAACAAGUCUGUGGUGAACUUGAUGUUUGCGGCCUACAGUGGAGAUGUGUCAGCCCUCAGAAGGUUUGCUCUGUCAUCGAUGGACAUGGAGCUGAAAGACUAUGACUCUAGGACAGCGCUACACGUGGCUGCCGCAGAGGGUCAUGUGGAAGUGGUACGGUUCCUAACAGACACCUGCAAAGUGAACCCCUUUGUGAAAGAUAGGUGGAGCAGCAUUCCCCUGGAUGAUGCCCUGCAGUUUGGCCACGGUGCCGUGGUGAAGGUCUUACAGGAGUACCAGGCUGGACUUAUAUACAGGAGGACACCUGAGAGUGAGGCUGGACAUAUACAGGAGGACACCUGAGAGUGAGGCUGGACAUAUACAGGAGGACACCUGAGAGUGAGGCUGGACAUAUACAGGAGGACACCUGAGAGUGAGGCUGGACAUAUACAGGAGGACAUCUGAGAGUGAGGCUGGACAUAUACAGGAGGACACCUGAGAGUGAGGCUGGACAUAUACAGGAGGGCACCUGAGAGUGAGGCUGGACAUAUACAGGAGGACAUCUGAGAGUGAGGCUGGACAUAUACAGGAGGACACCUGAGAGUGAGGCUGGACAUAUACAGGAGGGCACCUGAGAGUGAGGCUGGACAUAUACAUGAGGACAUCUGAGAGUGAGGCUGGACAUAUACAGGAGGACACCUGAGAGUGAGGCUGGACAUAUACAUGAGGACACCUGAGAGUGAGGCUGGACAUAUACAUGAGGACACCUGAGAGUGAGGCUGGACAUAUACAGGAGGACACCUGAGAGUGAGGCUGGACAUAUACAGGAGGACACCUGAGAGUGAGGCUGGACAUAUACAUGAGGACAUCUGAGAGUGAGGCUGGACAUAUACAUGAGGACACCUGAGAGUGAGGCUGGACAUAUACAUGAGGACACCUGAGAGUGAGGCUGGACAUAUAUAGGAGGACACCUGAGAGUGAGGCUGGACAUAUACAGGAGGACACCUGAGAGUGAGGCUGGACAUAUACAUGAGGACAUCUGAGAGUGAGGCUGGACAUAUACAUGAGGACACCUGAGAGUGAGGCUGGACAUAUACAUGAGGACACCUGAGAGUGAGGCUGGACAUAUACAGGAGGACACCUGAGAGUGAGGCUGGACAUAUACAUGAGGACAUCUGAGAGUGAGGCUGGACAUAUACAUGAGGACACCUGAGAGUGAGGCUGGACAUAUACAUGAGGACACCUGAGAGUGAGGCUGGACAUAUACAGGAGGACACCUGAGAGUGAGGCUGGACAUAUACAGGAGGAGCCCUGAGAGUGAGGCUGGACAUAUACAGGAGGACACCUGAGAGUGAGGCUGGACAUAUACAGGAGGACACCUGAGAGUGAGGCUGGACAUAUACAUGAGGACAUCUGAGAGUGAGGCUGGACAUAUACAGGAGGACACCUGAGAGUGAGGCUGGACAUAUACAGGAGGAUCCCUGAGAGUGAGGCUGGACAUAUACAGGAGGAGCCCUGAGAGUGAAUGUUGGAGAAGUUCAACAUCAUGAGUGGGACGUUCAGUGUUCUAUGACGAAAAAUAUUUGUCGACAUCCUAUUUUUCCUGACUAAAACUAUGCCGAUAACGAGACGAGAUGCCCUCAAAAAUAUAACUAUGACAAAUGUUUUUCUUCAUUUGAGUUGAUGAAAAUGUAACGAGACGUUCAACUGAAACGAAUGGACAUUCAAUUUGACAUGACGCCCCUUUUAAUCUGUUUUGUCCAAUCAGAAGCAUGCACACCUUUGCAGAAUUAUUUAAUGCAAUCCUCUUAUUGGCUGAAAACAUCUGUCAUGUGCCCGGGCUACUUGAGUUUAUAGCCCUACCCGUCUUUUCCAACACACAGCUCCCAGGCGGUCGCUUCAGUCGUCUUUCUUUUGAACUGAUGCGUAGACAGAGAACUUCUAAAUUGUAACUAACCUCUAUUCUGUUAAGAAACAAUAAUGUUCAUAUUGGAGAUUUUUUUCGGUACGCAAAUAAAAGUCACAGUUACUUUUUUCCCCGAUUGGAAAUACUACUGCUAUUUACUGAAUAUCAGGAAUACAGCAAUAAUUCUGUCUUCGUUGGAAAGCUCUGAUUCUCCCCCCUUUUCAAUUGAGUCACUGUUAUUUAACCCCCUGUGACGGUUAUGAUGGGUAGAAAAUCAAAGCUGUUAAUUGGUUAACCUGUAUCCAAGGUUUUGUAGGCUAGUAUGAUUAAUCAUGGCUAUUGUUACUUCCACAAUAGCAAUUUUGCCAGCUACGUUAUAGGAGGGUAUACACACUAUACUAGUAAGCCUAGUUGGACAAGGCUGAAUAUGCACACGAUCAACGCUAGAAGAAGCCUAAAUAUGAGUUAUUUAGUGGAAAAUGCAUUGGUUAAAAUAUGACAAACUACACUAAAAUUAUCCAGUUUUAGUCGACUGAUAGUUUCUAAAAGGAUGAAAUGGCUCACAUUUGACUAAGACUAAAAGCUAUUUUAGUCAAAACAAAAAAAACAAAAAACAAAAAAAUAGCUGGCAAAAUGAACACUGCUGGUUACCAGUCUGUGUGCCAUCAAGGCAUAACACGUUUGGCACGACCAGGAGUGGACAUGAUAGCACAAACACAUCUGGGAACCAGGAUAUAUAAACAGGUCGAGUUGCCUUCGUAGUGUGUUUUUCAGCGAGGGGGGCCUUUUUGCUAAUUAACAACACAGCUGGCCUGUCAAGAAACAGCUUUGUCGUUCUCGUCUAUGCACUUGGUGUUUAUGUGCAUGCUGCAUCAGAGAGUGCCUUUGGCUUUGCGGUUUACCGGUGGAGAUUAGCACGUUGUUGAUACAGUAGCUGAGGUUGUGCUACAAGGGCGCAACAGACAGACACUUCUAAGACCCAGUAAUAAUGAAGGGGUCCAGACAUCAUGGUGUCUGUUGUUUCAGUAAUAAUAAUGGGGUCCAGAUAUCAUGGUGUCUGUUGUUUCAGUAUUAAUGGGGUUCAGAUAUCAUGGUGUCUGUUGUUUCAGUAAUAAUGGAGUUCAGAUAUCACGGUGUCUGUUGUUUCAGUAAUAAUGGGGUUCAGAUAUCACGGUGUCUGUUCUUUCAGUAAUAAUGGGGUUCAGAUAUCACGGUGUCUGUUGUUUCAGUAAUAAUGGGGUUCAGAUAUCAUGGUGUCUGUUGUUUCAGUAAUAAUAAUGGGGUCCAGAUAUCAUGGUGUCUGUUGUUUCAGUAAUAAUGGAGUUCAGAUAUCAUGGUGUCUGUUUCAGUAAUAAUGGAGUUCAGAUAUCACGGUGUCUGUUGUUUCAGUAAUAAUGGAGUCCAGAUAUCAUGGUGUCUGUUGUUUCAGUAAUAAUGGGGUUCAGAUAUCAUGGUGUCUGUUGUUUCAGUAAUAAUGGGGUUCAGAUAUCACGGUGUCUGUUGUUUCAGUAAUAAUAAUGGACGUCAGAUAUCAUGGUGUCUGUUGUUUCAGUAAUAAUAAUGGGGUUCAGAUAUCAUGGUGUCUGUUGUUUCAGUAAUAAUAAUGGGGUUCAGAUAUCAUGGUGUCUGUUGUUUCAGUAAUAAUGGGGUUCAGAUAUCAUGGUGUCUGUUGUUUCAGUAAUAAUAAUGGGGUUCAGAUAUCAUGGUGUCUGUUGUUUCAGUAAUAAUGGGGUUCAGAUAUCAUGGUGUCUGUUGUUUCAGUAAUAAUGGGGUUCAGAUAUCAUGGUGUCUGUUGUUUCAGUAAUAAUAAUGGGGUUCAGAUAUCACGGUGUCUCUUGUUUCAGUAAUAAUAAUGGGGUUCAGAUAUCACGGUGUCUGUUGUUUCAGUAAUAAUAAUGGGGUUCAGAUAUCACGGUGUCUGUUGUUUCAGUAAUAAUAAUGGUGUUCAGAUAUCACGGUGUCUGUUGUUUCAGUAAUAAUGGGGUUCAGAUAUCACGGUGUCUGUUGUUUCAGUAAUAAUAAUGGGGUUCAGAUAUCAUGGUAUCUGUUGUUUCAGUAAUAAUAAUGGAGUUCAGAUAUCAUGGUGUCUAUUGUUUCAGUAUUAAUGGGGUUCAGAUAUCAUGGUGUCUGUUGUUUCAGUAAUAAUGGAGUUCAGAUAUCAUGGUGUCUGUUGUUUCAGUAAUAAUAAUGGGGUUCAGAUAUCAUGGUGUCUGUUGUUUCAGUAAUGUCUUUGGCUUCAUUGAGUAUCUGGGGCUCAGUUCCAAAAUCCAAACUAACAUAUAACUUAUUAACAUAUAACUUAGAGUGAAGCAAUGUGUUGGGCAUGCAUUCUAAGUGGUGUGCUAGAAUGGACAUUGGGACGUAGCUGGGUUUUAUUAUAUUCAGUUACUUAAUUAUACAAGUAUGUGCCUUACUUUAUUUACCUUUAUACCUUUUGUAGUUUUUUAAAGAUCAACUGUACGUCUAUGGAUGUUAUACAUCAAUACAUGUACUUUGUCAACAGAUGUGGAAUGUUGAAACAGAGAUAUGAGAGAAACUGUGACGUACAGCGUGUCUCUGACGUGAAAUCGAGCACAUCUGCAAACAUUGAAUUGGACUUUGUCUAAAUACUGUAUUGCUCAAACGUAAAUAAGAAAGUGUAUUUCCUAAUAGCUGAUUAUUUUUUUGUGGGUAUUCUCUAGCAACACUGUGUGUGUGUUUUUAACUUGUUCUUCACCUGAAUUCAUCACCAUUUUUAUGUCAUGGUUAUUUAAAAUGUAUGCAAUAUGAAAGAGAUGAAUUAAACAUUUUAAUGUUUUCACCCCCAUGGAUAAUGUUAUGGAAUUAUAUAUAAGGGGAUUUCCAAUGUAGGGAAAAAUAUACUUGUUGACAAUAAAAAUGUGUUUUCAAUAGA
Molecule: messenger RNA, 6441 nt
Organism: Salvelinus namaycush (lake trout)
Lineage: Eukaryota; Metazoa; Chordata; Actinopteri; Salmoniformes; Salmonidae
Product: glutaminase kidney isoform, mitochondrial-like
Exons: 19
Coding region: 176-2005 (609 amino acids)
Biological process (GO): L-glutamine catabolic process
Molecular function (GO): protein binding; glutaminase activity
Source: RefSeq, a predicted model, not a curated record